ACGAACGGACACGCACGCACGGGAUGCUUUGGCAGGCGGCCGCUACACAGCGCACUGCAACUCCGUAGAGCUGGCGGGCACCGUGGCUGGGAGGCUAGCCUGCGACUGUCCUCCUGUUACCUCUGCCGGACCCACCGAGAGCGACAGUAUGGUGGCCGAGGAUUACCCAUUCUACCUGGUCGUCAAACGGGCGAACUGCUCGCUAGAGGUGCAGACUGUAAGCACCGCCGCCAAAGAAGUUGAGGAGCCCACCAACAAGCGGGCGAAACCUCUGUCCCGGGUCACAUCACUUGCCAACCUCAUACCGCCGGUGAAGGCUGCCCCAUUGAAGCGCAUCGGACAGACGCUGCAGCGUUCCAUCAGCUUCCGUAGCGAAAGCAGGGCCGAAAUCAUGCCCCCCAGGCCGUGGAGCAAGCAGGCGCCUCCGGCCAUAACCAAGCGCCGUGACAGCAAGCUGUGGAGCGAGACGUUCGACGUGGGCCUGGGACAGAUGCUCUCGUCCAAAGAGAUCAAACGGCAGGAGGCGAUCUUUGAGCUGUCUCAGGGAGAACAGGACCUGAUUGAGGACCUCAAGCUGGCCAAGAAGGCCUACCAUGACCCCAUGCUGAAGCUGUCCAUUAUGACGGAACAUGAGCUCAAUCAGAUUUUCGGCACCCUGGACUCUCUCAUCCCACUACACGAAGACCUCCUCAGUCGACUCCGAGAGGCUAGGAAACCGGAUGGCUCUACAGACCAUGUGGGCCACAUUUUAGUGGACUGGCUGCCAUGUCUAGACUCCUACAACAGCUACUGCAGCAAUCAGGUGGCUGCCAAAGCCUUGCUGGACCAUAAGAAGCAGGACCACCGGGUGCAGGACUUCCUGCAGCGCUGCCUGGAAUCGCCCUUUAGCCGCAAGCUGGACCUGUGGAACUUCCUGGAUAUCCCACGCAGCCGCCUGGUCAAAUACCCUCUCCUGCUGCGGGAGAUUCUCAAACACACCCCCAAUGACCACCCGGACCGCCAGCACCUGGAUGAGGCUAUCAACAUGAUUCAGAGCAUCGUGGCCGAGAUCAACACCCAGACAGGAGAGUCAGAAUGCCGCUACUACAAGGAGCGCCUGCUCUACCUCGAGGACGGCCAGCGGGACCUGCUCAUUGACAGCUCCAGGAUUCUCAGUUGUCAUGGAGAACUGAAAAACAACAGAGGAGCUAAGCUCCACGUGUUCCUGUUCCAGGACGUGCUGGUGAUCACUCGGGCCAUCACCCACAACGAGCAGCUGUGGUAUCAGCUCUACAGGCAGCCUGUCCCUGUGCGCAACCUGGACUGGGAGGACCUGCAGGAUGGCGAGAUACGCCUGGGGGGCUCCAUCAGAGGGGCCUUCAGCAACGUGGAGAGGACCAAGAACUUUUUCCGGGUGACGUUCCGCAGUGGUGGGCAGCUCCAGUCCCACUGCUUCCAGGCCAGCGACGCCUUUAACAAGCAGCAGUGGCUUAACUGCAUCCGGCAGGCCAAAGGGGCUCUGGGCUCCGAAUGCACGGGCGAGCUGCGCCGCAGCCCUCGAUCGCCGUCGGGGCUGGCAGUGCCCUCUAGGGACAGAGCGGGGGAGUGCAUGGACCAAAGCGACAGCGACUCCUCCGACUGCAGUAUGGACACUAGUGACACUGGCGCCAACCGCCCGGCCAACCCGACCGGCACCCCUGUGGAAGUGUGAAAGCACGUACUGUAACUUGGAUGUCUGCUAUCAUCUCUGCCUACCGAGCACACCUGUACAGCGUUGUCGCGGCAAAGCCGUGCCAUACAGUGGAAGCAGCAUACAGAAAGCACCUCGUCCUCAUCCUCAAGUCCAUUCUUCCUCAGGCUCUAGAGGCUUGUCUUUUCUUUCCCUCCCUCUUCCGCUGUUGUCGUUCUAAUAGACUGGGGUAUAUUAUGCCACAGUCGCAACUGCGAAACUGUCAGGUUGCCCGGUGAACAGGACGCUGGUUACGAGGACGAUCUGUUUAGUCAUUCCUUGUCUUGAGAACUAAAAGUGGCUCACUGUUUGGCGUGCCCUUCCCCCACCGCAAAGCCCCCAUGCCGCACGGGAACGCCCCGUCCUGCUGUCCGCACUCCCUGUGGCACCGCACCGCUGCUGGCGGCCCGAGAGCAGACACAGGCUCUCUUUAAAGACGCGUUAUAUUCCUGUUCACGUGCUGAGUGCGUCAAGUCUGCAGCGAUCACCCUGGCAAACGACAAGCGGAAGGGCGAACGGGGUUCCGUGGCUCGCUCGCAGCGUUUCACUGGCGGAGGGUAACGCGGAAGUAAGUUCCUUUUGUGAUUUGAGGCUUGUGCUCUUGCAGUCGCUGAUCUCACGGUAGCUACAUGGAGGCCAGA
Electrophorus electricus (electric eel) is the source of this 2349-nucleotide messenger RNA. RefSeq names its product Rho guanine nucleotide exchange factor (GEF) 3 (gene arhgef3). The record is from RefSeq and is a predicted model, not a curated record. Gene Ontology annotation, molecular function: guanyl-nucleotide exchange factor activity. Gene Ontology annotation, biological process: positive regulation of Rho protein signal transduction; intracellular signal transduction. Lineage: Eukaryota; Metazoa; Chordata; Actinopteri; Gymnotiformes; Gymnotidae.